Scomber scombrus (Atlantic mackerel) is the source of this 808-nucleotide messenger RNA. It is a transcript of the gene xrcc3, whose product is annotated as X-ray repair complementing defective repair in Chinese hamster cells 3. Lineage: Eukaryota; Metazoa; Chordata; Actinopteri; Scombriformes; Scombridae. Gene Ontology annotation, molecular function: four-way junction DNA binding; ATP binding; ATP-dependent DNA damage sensor activity. Gene Ontology annotation, cellular component: replication fork; Rad51C-XRCC3 complex. The record is from RefSeq and is a predicted model, not a curated record. Gene Ontology annotation, biological process: double-strand break repair via synthesis-dependent strand annealing; resolution of mitotic recombination intermediates; telomere maintenance via recombination.
UCGCAGUGGUCCCGGUGGUCCCGAUAUUUCUGGUUGCCCCGGUAGUCCCGGUAGCUCCGGUGGUCCCGGUAUGGAGCAGCUGGAGCUGAGCAGCAGGAUCAGAGCCGCUGCGAGGAGAGCUAACCUGAGCUCCGUGGGGGACGUGCUGUGUUUUUCGGGGCGGGACCUGCAGAGACUCACCGGUCUUUCUCGCUCUGACAUCGAUCAGCUGAUCCAAGCCGCCGCCGCUGCCGCCAGCCGGAGCCGACCAAUCACAGCUCUGAUCCUGACUCGCGGGUUCGAGUCCGGCCACAGACUAAGCCUCGGCUGCCCCGUGCUGGACCGGCUUCUGGGGGGGGGGCUGCCUGUGGGGGGGGUCACCGAGCUGGCAGGGGAGAGCGGAGCCGGGAAGACCCAGCUGGGUCUGCAGCUGUGCCUGUCUGUGCAGUACCCCCCCCACCAUGGAGGCCUGGGCUCAGGAGCGGUGUAUAUCUGCACAGAGGACAGGUUUCCCAGCAGGCGUCUCCAGCAGCUGAUUGGACAGCAGCGUCUUCCCACCGACAUCACCUGUCUCACCUUCACUGACCAAAUAUACAUAGAACACACUGCAGACAUGGCGUCCCUGCAGACCUGUCUGUCUCGCCGCGUCCCCGUCCUGCUGGCUCGAGGUCUGGUCCGUCUUGUCGUCGUGGACUCGGUGGCGUCUUUGUUCAGGUCGGAGUUCCAGGCUUCUGAUUGGCUGGAGAGGACGAGACACCUGCUGAGCUUCUCUUCCUGUUUACAUAACCUGAGCCAGGAGUUCAACACACCUGUCCUCUGCAUCAACCAG